Ceratotherium simum simum (southern white rhinoceros) is the source of this 1813-nucleotide messenger RNA. RefSeq names its product programmed cell death 7 (gene PDCD7). Gene Ontology annotation, cellular component: U12-type spliceosomal complex. The record is from RefSeq and is a predicted model, not a curated record. NCBI's taxonomy places the organism in Eukaryota, Metazoa, Chordata, Mammalia, Perissodactyla, Rhinocerotidae.
GGCGGCUGCGCGACCUGGGCCAGGCCCUGCGCGAAGCCGAGGCCGACGGUGCGGCCUGGGCACUGCUGCACGCCCAGGCCGCGCCGCUGCGCGCCCAACUGGCCGAGCGACUACAGCUGCUGACCCAGGCAGCCUAUGUGGGCGAGGCGCGGCGGAGGCUGGAGAGGGUCCGGCGCCGCCGGCUGCGGCUUCGCGAGAGGGCCCGGGAACGCGAGGCCGAGCGGGAGGCGGAGGCCGCGCGAGCAGCGGAGCGCGAGCAGGAGAUUGACCGCUGGAGGGUGAAGUGCGUGCAGGAGGUGGAGGAGAAGAAGCGGGAGCAGGAACUUAAAGCUGCUGCUGAUGGUGUCUUAUCUGAAGUGAGGAAAAAACAAGCAGACACCAAAAGAAUGGUGGACAUUCUUCGGGCUUUGGAGAAAUUGAGGAAACUCAGGAAAGAGGCUGCAGCAAGGAAAGGGGUCUGUCCUCCAGCCUCAGCGGAUGAGACUUUUGAGCAUCAUCUUCAGCGACUGAGAAAACUCAUUAAAAAACGCUCUGAACUAUAUGAAGCUGAAGAGAGAGCCCUCAGAGUUAUGUUGGAAGGAGAACAAGAGGAAGAGAGGAAAAGAGAAUUAGAAAAGAAACAGAGGAAAGAAAAAGAGAAAAUUUUACUUCAGAAGCGUGAAAUUGAGUCCAAGUUAUUUGGGGAUCCAGAUGAGUUCCCACUUGUGCAUCUCUUGCAGCCUUUCCGACAGUAUUACCUCCAGGCUGAGCACUCCUUGCCCGCGCUCAUCCAGAUCAGGCAUGAUUGGGAUCAGUACCUGGUGCCAUCUGAUCAUCCCAAAGGCAACUCCGUUCCCCAAGGAUGGGUCCUUCCCCCGCUCCCCAGCAACGACAUCUGGGCAACCGCCAUUAAGCUGCAUUAGUAAAGAGGCUCCAGGAGUGUGGUCCAGCCAAGGCUCUUUCCAGCUCUAAAUGUUAGUGAUGCUGCCAUCUUCUUGUGCUGUAGACUAAUCCACAAUCUCUUAACUCUGUGUGGCAUUGCCCUACCCAGAAGUUAUGUUUUCCUUCCGUGCUCUGUCCUGGCCAGAGGUGCCUCUUGAAUCAGGAAAUUAAUACGGUUCUUCAGGAAAGGACCUAGGUGAACUGGGGUGGCCUUGGUUCACUGAAUUUGCCUCUGUUUUGAGGGGCUUGGUCCAGAGUGACUUGUAAAUUUACUCUCACCUUCCUUGUGUGCUGAUGGGUAAGUACGCUCCAUACCCUCAUUCACUAAACACGGGUGUGCGCUGGGUAGUUUAGCAGGCCUUGCCCCGGUACUGAGUGUGAAGGCAAGCUUGAUGGAAAACCUCUUGAUCCUUCCUACCCGAGGAGCCCUCUAACUUCCAGGAAGAAAAGUCAAAAGUGCUUUAGCUUCGGUUUUGUGAAUCCCGCUUCUGGUGCAGCUUGAGAGGUUGCAGGCUGGGCUGCCGGAGAAGCUGGUGGUUUAGUCUGGUGGCCAUGUGGAGAACGUGGAAAACCUAAAGAGUACCUGUCCUCAAAUUGGACUGUGUUUAAAGGAUGGUGGCUGCAUUUUCCCCAUGUUAGAAGGAUCCUAAUGAAAGCACCUCUUUUUUAAGUUCCUAGAGGUCUAGUUGUUCAGAAUCCCGAAGGAUAGAAAUUUACUUCCCUAUGGGAGUGGGACCUUAACCUCACUCAGUCAUUGUAGGGGCCGGCAUAGCUAUGGGAUUUUCUUAGGAACUCAAGCUUCCAAAAACGUCCAUCCAAGCUGGGGGAAAAGCAGAUAAAAAUAAUAAAAUUUAUUUUUUUAUAUUCAUUAAUAAAUGCUGUUGUGCCUGGA